Messenger RNA from Eucalyptus grandis, 1139 nucleotides. RefSeq lists its product as uncharacterized. Gene Ontology annotation, molecular function: metal ion binding. The record is from RefSeq and is a predicted model, not a curated record. Bases 45 to 896 code for a protein of 283 amino acids. NCBI's taxonomy places the organism in Eukaryota, Viridiplantae, Streptophyta, Magnoliopsida, Myrtales, Myrtaceae. The transcript has 7 exons.
UCAUAUAACGUCUUCCGAUUACAUGAGCUUGACCUUGUGAAACAAUGGAAGAGCAACGAAACGGUAUGGGCAAGAGCCAGGAGCAGCAGGCAGAAACCGAGAGCUCUCCUUCUUCUUCUUCAUCUUCUAGCUCUCACCCAUGUCCAAUCUGUCUCUCCCCUACUCCACAGCUCCAAGAAUCCUACUUGGAUCGCUGUUUCCAUAAAUUCUGCUACAAAUGCAUUGUGCAGUGGACUAAAGUGGUUGCUAGCAAGUACUCUGAAGCUCCAAGUUCUUUGAAGUGUCCAUUUUGUAAGACUGAAAACUUUUCGAUUAUCCAUGGUUAUGAUGGAAGUUCUUUUGAACGGCAUUAUGUUAGUCAGAUAUUUUCUGAUAGUGUUUUCUUCACAGAAGCGCAUAGAUAUAGGCUACAGUGCUAUUAUGCUGAACCAGGUUUCUUAAGCGAUGCAUUCGAUAUAAAGCGGUUUUGGAAGUCUCGAAAAUAUCUUCAGUCAAAUCCAUGGCUUUAUAGUUGGUUGAAGAGGGAAAUUCAAGCUCUAAUGCAGGAAGAAGAUGUCGAUGUAGUGGUGCACCAUAUGCUCGGUACAAUUGAGUCAUCGUUGAGAAGGGAUGACCAAAGGAAGCUGAAGGCACCCGAAGAGAGACAAAGGGAGUUCAAAACGCUCUUACGUGAUGCUGCGAGGCCUUUCCUAAUGGGACGAACGGACAGAUUCGUGGAUGAGGCAGAACUGUUUCUCGGAUCGGGGUUGAACCUGGAAGCUUACGAUGACGUUUGUAUGCAACGCCUUGGUUUGAAAGACGCCGGAGUCGAUUCUCCGGAGGAACCGACCAACGAUAGCGCGGUCGUUCCUCAGUCCUUGUUCGUUUCUGACGAGGACCCAGAUGGAGCAGAGUGAAUCUUCUCUUGCCUAGGUGAAGUUUCCCAUUUGCACAGCCAGAUUUGCUGUCCCCAUGAUAGCGUUGGCUAUAUCAGGAUCCUAGAGAGUACUUGAUUCCCACCUGUGUCUUUUUGUCUGUAUCUUCUGUCGAGACAAUGACCACAUGCAAGUAUAAAUACUAGGUUCGGUCUACAGAGUAUUAAGCUUCGUUCAAGUUUUGGACUUGGUUGCAGCUUCCCACUUUUGAUAUUUUAGGCUCAA